Molecule: messenger RNA, 2943 nt
Organism: Anguilla rostrata (American eel)
Lineage: Eukaryota; Metazoa; Chordata; Actinopteri; Anguilliformes; Anguillidae
Exons: 3
Coding region: 1383-2108 (241 amino acids)
Cellular component (GO): membrane
Source: RefSeq, a predicted model, not a curated record
GGGUACUGGCGUACGGGUGCACGGGCACAGGACGCACUCGACACCACGGGUCCCUAGAGCACCCACAGACCCCUCUAGUGCGGACAGGAAGACCGGAUACCCUGGUGACCGAGCUGGGCCUGGCCAUUGAGUCCUGGCGUAAGGAGACAAAGAGCCUCAGACAGAAUGCUCCUCUAUCCAUCUGUCCUUCUUCUGUGGGUCCUACAAUCUGGGAGGAGCAGGAGCACGACCACGAGUCCCCUCGUCACUCGCCACCCGGAACAUGAGUCUCUGACGUCACCCAGAGCUUCAGAGGCGAGCCUCAUCAGCGCAGAUUCGGCCUCACUGGAGACUAAAAUAAUUACAUUUCCUGUGGCGAAGACUGUCACUGGAGAAGCGACAGCUCCUACAAAGACUCUCAUCAGUACAGAAGAAGCUUCGGUGAUCAGUCCCACGAACACAGAGACAGCUUCGGUGAUGAGUCCACUAAGCACCGAUGCAGCGCCAGCGAACAGACCGACAGGCAUAGAGACAGCUUCAGUGAUGAGUCCACUAAGCACCGAUGCAGCGCCAGCGACGAGCCCGACAGGCAUAGAGACAGCUUCAGUGAAGAGCCCGACAGGCAUAGAGACAGCUUCAGUGAAGAGCCCGACAGGCAUAGAGACAGCUUCAGUGAUGAGUCCACUAAGCACCGAUGCAGCGCCAGUGAAGAGCCCGACAGGCCUAGAGACAGCUUCAGUGAUGAGUCCACUAAGCACCGAUGCAGCGCCAGCGAAGAGCCCGACAGGCCUAGAGACAGCUUCAGCGAAGAGCCCGACAGGCCUAGAGACAGCUUCAGUGAAGAGCCCGACAGGCAUAGAGACAGCUUCAGACAGACACCCGGGAGCACAGAGGAACUGCGGCAGUCCGGUGGGGAACAUAGACACCGGCCGAGCAGUACUUUACAGUUACUAAAGAACCUUCCACAGGAAAAGACACAAAACCUGUGCUGCAGUACACACAUUCACGCAUUUUACGUGUGAAAACAUCCCUCACACCGUAGGAACACACGUACUAACUUCUUUGCUCAAACAUUAUGGAGUUAAAUUCAGCCAACAGCCACCUCAAAAACCCCAUCACCACCCCCACCUUCCGCCCAAGGUAACCAUUCGUGAGCCGGAGGUCACACGUCCCCAAAUAAAGCAGCAGACAUGGGGGGGGGGCAGGAAAUGUGUCACUAGGGCCUUGUGGUUCCAGCAGCAGCACACACAGGUCCCCUCUUCACAAGGCUGCCAGCCCUCCUGCCCUCAGUCCGUCGUGAGCUUCGCCGCUGCUUACCGACCCCACAGCGACCCUCUCGCAGACCUCCAACCCCCACAGACCGAGCAGCCGCACCCGAGGGACGGUCCCUGUCACAGAGAAGCAUGGACGGCCGCAAGCUCCACCACUUCGUGUGCUUUGCUGUCACUAUGGGAUUGGUAGCGUGUGCCAGCGGUAAUACCAACAUAACGUCAGCUGCGACUUCAACUGCCACCGAGAGCAAGCCAACCGUGAAACCUCCACCUCCGGUCAGGUCCACAGUCAGCUCCACCACUACAAAAUUAGACACAGUCAACUCCACAGUCAACUCCCCCACCACAGAAUUAGCCCCAACGUCUCGCUUCACGUCUUCCGAACCGGCCCCAAGCAACGCCUCAACCCCCUCCGUCCGCACGACGGUACCGUCCGAAAGCAAGAGCUGCCCUACAGAGCUUGCCGAGGUGAAACAUCAGAUGGCCCUCUUCCUGAUCAUCGCGGGCGCGCUGCUCUUCACCUGCGUCGUGCUGCUGGUCACCGUCACGGCGCUGGCCUGCGAGGUCAGCCACCUGAGGGGCCGGCUGAGGGGCAGCCGCCCGGCCCAGAGCAACGGCGCGGGCCUCUGGGCCGGCGGCCGAGCGGGCGGAGACGUGGCGGGCGUGGGCGCGGGCGAGACCAGCGUGAUGCUGGAGGAGGUCACCCCGAUCCAAAACAAGGAGGAGGCCGACCGCGGACCGACCGCGGCUGCGGCGGCGGGAACGGAAGCGGAACCGGAACCGGAACCAGAACCGGCCCCAGCCGCGGACCCAGACCCCGUGGAGAGCCCGAAAACGCCCACUGCAGACAAGGCCUAGAUCAUAUGGGGGGGGUUGUAAGGGGGGCAGUGCUGGGCCUCCAGGAAGGAGGAGCGGCACAGCCAGGCCUGGUCUGCAGCUCGCGUGCAGUGCGGAUAUUAAACACGGGGCCCGGUGGAGGGGACUUCCGUCACCCACAACGAGCGCUCAUCUCUGCUGGACUGCUUGCCUCUUUUCUCAUUUGCUCUUAAACUCUUUCGCUUUCUCUCAGCACCAGCAAGAUAUGACUAACAAGCACCGGACUGUCACCGUACAAAUCAAUGUGUCCUCUUGCAUAGAGGAAUUUAUGGGAUGUCCUUGUGUGCAGUGCUCUUAUCCAGCUAGCCCUUUUGAUCAAAAUAAAGUAUUAUAGUACCACCGCACUAGAUACAGAGAAUGAUAUAUAUAUUUUUAAGAUUACAAUUUAACUAAUUUUGUGCUUUUAUUCUGAUGCAGUAAAUACAAGAGCUUGGUCGUUUCAUGUACACUGUAGUCCUGAGGUAGCCUUGGCUAAAGGAUGAAGCUGCUUUUCACAAGAGACACCACCUUCAGCCAGUGGUUAAGCAAGAGGCUAUUAGCAACAAAAAUAAUUUGCAUUGUCCAAUAAAAAAAGAAUACAUAAUUCAGUUGCUGUGGAUUCAAGUGAAACAGGGCCAAAACUUGUGACUAAAUGAAGUUUCAUGUGUGAGUUUGCCAAGUUACAUGACUCACUCUUAUUGUGGAGGGACAUUUAAUCAUAAUGCAAUUGCAAAAACAUUACCAAGUGAUCUCCUGCAAAUCUGCUUGUCUUUUUUCCAUAAUGUGUUAAAAAACAUAUUUGAUAUGUGAAUAAACUUUCUAAUGUAAAAACACUGUU